AUGAAUCCAACUCGAAACCUUUUCGGAAACCAAGGUCAUAAAGACCGAGGACCCAAUAAUAAUGAACUAUCAUGCAAUACUUUAUCAUUUGAACUUCAGAAAGAUCUAGCAUAUCGUACCAGAUCAUCUCCACAAAUAUCAUCCUAUGUCAAACAAUGGGCUGAGAGUGAUGACAAUUAUAAUUCGUUUCAAAGCUCAACUAAUUGCUUUUCGUCGAAUGAAAAGAUUUCACAUUUCUCCGAUGAUCAGUGUAUCAUCUCGGAAUUCGGAAAUCUUGUCGGCAAAUCGACUAAUUCACCUGAAUCUAACCCAAAUCUUGCUAUAUUCGUCGUUGACUCGCACCCAAUAACCGGACGAAAAGGAUUACCGACGUUCAUUCGAGAAAAUGAUGACGAUAGAUCAUUAUUACCUUUCAAUUUUAAUAAAGUAUCAUCAAUUAAUGCUAACCACGGUUCGAAUCUUCGUGAUGAAAAAUCAAAUUCAAUUUUACGUGAUGAAAUAAGGCAGAGGCUUCGCGAUAUUCAACAAAGAAUGAUUGCAAAAGCUCGGUUCAAGUCCAGUUGUUCCAUGGAAGGAAAAGGAAUUAAGACAAUCCCAGCAGAGUGGUGUGACAACUUUGAUGAAUCAAUGUUGUAUAGUAACAAGCAAAGUCCCGGUAAAAAACAAAGUUCAGAUAAUGCAGAAAAAUCUUCGACACCAUCUCGAUCAGGUGUGGUCGGUGGUAAGACAAUCUCCAAGGUAGAAGAGGUGAUAUUAGGUGAGCGAUGCUUUCUGUGCCCUGGAUGUGGCAAUGCUUAUAAAGCUCAAAACAAUCUGACAUUUCAUAAAAGUCGCUGCGAAAUGAUCAAGCAUUGCUCGGAUAAAUUCACCAGAAAAAGAUUAGCACGUGAUGACAUGGUCGAUUGUUUCUGCGAAACUGAUGACGAUGGCGGCAAUAUGGUACAAUGCGAUCAUUGUCGUGGUUGGUUACAUUUAGAAUGUCUUGGCUUGAACAGUGAAGAUCUGGAUGAUGAAUAUUAUUGCCCCCGAUGUGUAAGCACAUAUGAUCCGACUCAGCUCGAGGAUAAAAAGGGGAAAAAGAUAGUAAACUUCGGAAGUAAAAAAGAGCAUCAAGAUGAAAUCAAAGAAGUUGUAGCACUAAUAAGGAAGAAAAAGAGAGAAAUGCGUUCAGUGCUCCGUAAGGAUAAAAAGAGGCCGAUGAAAAAGGAAGAAAAUCGACGUAAUUAUAAAGAGCCACCAGUGAUCCAUCCAGGAAACUGGUUAAAUAAAAUCGAACGCGUCUCGACAAAUAAAUCAUCUAAGGAAUCUGACUUCUUCAAUAAAUAUCGCGAAUUUUUCAUGACAGACAAAGAUGAUAUAUCCGAUCAAGAAAUUAUUAAUCAAUCAGUUAAUAACAAUACUUCUCACAUAAAAAACAAUCGCGAUACCGAUGUGAAGAAAGCGCUCCAUUCCUACUAUCAGUGCGACACUAUUAGCUCCUCUUCGAUAAUGAAACUCAAAGAAUCUGAAUCGGAGCUUAUUAAAAACGAUGACGACACGGAAUCUGACCAGGAUUUCAUGAACAAUUUUAUUUACAAAGCCGAAAAUCCUCGAAAUUUCAGUUCAAUAAACGAAGAAGCUGACAAUCACUGGGAAGUUCCUUUGCGUCCAAUACUGAAAUCAUGGGAUGAUGAUAAUGACGGUAACGAUGAAAAGUCCUUAUGUGAAGAAGUAAAUGAGAACAUCCAAGCAAAUAAUGUUUAUGUAUCAAUUCUCCAUCAACAAGCUUCCUUUAAUAGGGAACUAAAUUUAGUUCAAGCCGAGAAACAAUCAUCAGCGAACAUAUUGCCGCUUAAUCCAACAGAAUGCAAAAAGCGCAAGAAUCAAAUGUCUUUGAGAAUAGAGACGCCUCCACCCAAGCUCAGGAGACUCAACAACAAUCAUAAUAAUAGCGAAACAACAAUCAAAGUUGAUUCUUGGGCUAAUGAAAAUCGACUCUUCCAUACAGAUAAUCUAAUGAUCCCGAUUAUUUCCCAAGAUUCAUCUUCGCAAAUAAUUUGGGAUCACCAAGACAUUUCACCAAUUUCUGAGGCCUCGUUUAGUCUCAAUGACAUCAAUUUAUAUUCGCCAUUGGAAGCACCUUCUUUGUUGUUUGGCGAGGAGAAUAUUACAAGUCCAGAAAGUAGCGCGUUCUCGGUGACCACACCGAGCACAACAACCCAGAACCCUGAAAUAAUGUUGACACAAUAUUUUGAAUUGGAUCAUUGUUUCAACGAUACCUCGAAGAGCAUCACAGAAUUAAAUAAAGGUUCGGUCGGUUCUGAUGAGUUGACGACCUGGGAUACAACUGAUGCGCUUGUUUCUUUGGUGUUACUUUUAUUCAGUUUCCCGGAUUUAGGUAAAACUUUAGAACAAGCGCCCGCAAGAUGGACCGGACUUCCUUCUUGGCACCCGCCUAUUAAAGAAUUUAACUUUGAAAAAAAUGAAGCAAUUGACUUCUUCGCCACGAUAGCCAUGGGUAUCUCUUCGUAUUACAGUCUUCAAUGGACGUCACCCACUUCCAGUUAUUCGCUAUCAAAACCAGCCACCGUUCUCACAAAUUCAUACUUUUACAAAGGAGGCGCCGCAUUUCCAACCACACUUUUCGAUCAACUUAUCGCCUAUUAUAUCUUCAGUACAUUUAUUGCCGCGGUUGCCGUCAUAAUUUUUGAUGUGGGAAAGCUGUGGUCGAUAUUUGGAUCGUUGCAUAAUAUGUUGGAGAUUGCAAUUAUGUUAGUAUUACAUAAUGGUGGAAAAGUGAAGAGUCAUUUUGCCUAUUUUGGAUUAUUGGGAUUUUACACGGUUCUUACAAAUCUUUUGAGUGUACUUUUGGAUUGGCCAUAUGAUGGAAUUUGGUUUAAAGUUCAAGGACUUUGCUCUGACUGGGCAAUGGUUAUACAAUUUACGCGUCUCUAUUACGUGACCAAGAAAAAUCUCAGAGACAAUUCACAAGAUGCACUUCCAACAACUCUCCCUACGGACGACCAAGAAGAGAUACUUUUGCCCUCUUCAGUUGAAUUAAAUAUCAACAGCGAAUAUCAUUUCUAUCCAAAUGUUGUUGAUCAUCCACGCCCAUUAAUUUUAUUGAUCAUCGCGGCCUCCAUUCAUCUUGGUGGGAACAUAACAAAUUCAGUCUGGGUUGAUAAUCGAUAUGCGUGA
This is a messenger RNA of Ambispora gerdemannii, 3177 nucleotides long. NCBI's taxonomy places the organism in Eukaryota, Fungi, Glomeromycota, Glomeromycetes, Archaeosporales, Ambisporaceae. The record is from the annotation of a GenBank genome assembly.